Molecule: messenger RNA, 372 nt
Organism: Hermetia illucens (black soldier fly)
Lineage: Eukaryota; Metazoa; Arthropoda; Insecta; Diptera; Stratiomyidae
Product: collagen alpha-1(II) chain-like
Exons: 1
Coding region: 1-372 (123 amino acids)
Source: RefSeq, a predicted model, not a curated record
AUGGGUGUUGAUAAAUUUGGUCGAUUUUCAAACGAUACUGGAGGAGGAGGAAAACGUGGUUUGCAAGGACUUCAAGGACCCCCGGGUCCUCAAGGUCCCCAAGGUCCUAUAGGUCAGCAGGGGCCCUCGGGCCCCCGAGGUCCGGAAGGAAAACCUGGUAAGGAUGGUCUACAAGGUUUGCAUGGUGCGGGAUUUAAUAAAACGGAAAGCGGUGAUUACAACAUCAAAUUCAAACAACUCAAGAAUCUUGGAGAACCCGUUGAGGAUGCUGAUGCUUCUACAAAGAACUACGUUGAUAUUAACAUUGAGAAACUCAAAGAAUAUAUAGACAGACAAAUUCAACUUGAAAUCGACGAACUUACAAAACUAUAA